Eupeodes corollae is the source of this 792-nucleotide messenger RNA. It is a transcript of the gene mRpL21, whose product is annotated as 39S ribosomal protein L21, mitochondrial. Gene Ontology annotation, cellular component: mitochondrial large ribosomal subunit; ribosome. The coding region runs from base 107 to 694 and encodes 195 amino acids. Gene Ontology annotation, molecular function: structural constituent of ribosome. The transcript is spliced from 2 exons. NCBI's taxonomy places the organism in Eukaryota, Metazoa, Arthropoda, Insecta, Diptera, Syrphidae. The record is from RefSeq and is a predicted model, not a curated record.
ACAAAAUCAUAAGAAAGAAGAGCAAAAUAGAAAAAUCUGUUUCUGAAUUGUGUCUGGGUUAGGUUUUGAUUUGAAUGGAAAUUGAAAAUAUAAAUUAAAACUGAAUAUGGCACUUUUAUCUUCUUGUUUCCUUCGAUCAAUUAAACCCUUAGCCAUAGGAAAUUUAAUAACAUCGUUCAACUCAUUGCAUUUGGUUCCGAAGUCACAGUCGCAAGUAGCGAAAACCUCAGACAAUUUAAAUACGGUGGGACUUGGAACUCAUUAUAAAAAAUUGUUCGACAAUGUUAAUAGUGAAAUAAAAUCAACGAAAAGCCAUGGACGUUUAUUUGCUGUUGUGCACCUGUGCGGAAAGCAGUUUAAGAUCACUACUGGUGACAUAAUAGUUGUUGAGGGUUACUGGCCGCCGACCAACUCCGAGCGCAUCCACCUUGAAAAGGUUUUGGCUGUUGGAGGCAAUAACUUCACUUUAUUCGGAAGGCCUAUUCUUGAAACUGGCUUAGUUGAUGUUCAAGCAACUAUUAUCGAGAAAACCUUAUCACAUACCAAAACGCAUUUCAAGAAGAAGCGAAGGAAGCAAUACACGCGAAUCAACUUCCAACGCUCCCCGCAUACGAUGAUACGUAUCAACUCAAUAGAUGUUGUGGGAAAAGUAAACGAGUCUUCAAAAGAUAUAAAUCCUGUUAAAAUUUUCUAAUAAAAUCUUUGAACCUUUAAAAGAAAAAAAUGUGCUUUGAGAUUAACUUUAAGAGUUUUUUCAAUAUACUUACCUACUUUACCAGUUGUACCUUUUAA